UUCAAACGUGCUCAAUUUUUUGCAUAUUUUUUUAUUCUGAAUUUUAAACAAUUCUAGAUCAGUUUUCAAUCUGUGUGUAAUGUUUUUUAAUAUCAUUAUUAUAAAUUAUCAUGAUCUACCGUCUAAAAGUGUUCCAGACGUAUCCAUCCAAACUCAGCAAGCACCGGGAUCACCUUCUUUUUAGUUCAUCGUUUCUUUCCAGGUCCAUUUCGAAAUCUCAGAGCUUUUCCGCAAAACCAGGAAGUGAUCAAAAUGAGGAAGGUAGUAAUAAAAUUUCUGAAAAACUGAAAAGCAUCCCCAUAUCACGUAUUCGUAAUUUUAGUAUAAUUGCUCACGUCGAUCAUGGGAAGAGCACUUUGGCGGACAGAUUGCUUGAAAUCACCGAUACCCUGCGUCCAGAAGCAGGUAAACAGCAAGUACUUGACAGGUUACAGGUUGAAAAGGAGAGGGGUAUCACUGUGAAGGCUCAAACUGUCUCAAUAUUUUACAAUUACAAAGGCGAGGAGUAUUUGUUAAAUUUGAUCGAUACCCCAGGUCAUGUGGACUUUGCAAAUGAAGUGUCUCGGUCUUUGGCUGCUUGCCAAGGGGUUAUAUUAUUAAUCGAUGCCAAUCAAGGUAUUCAAGCUCAGACUGUAGCAAACUUUUAUUUAGCUCUUUUCCAAGAGCUUGUAAUAAUUCCUGUAUUAAAUAAAGUAGAUUUGAAAACCGCGCAACCUGAGGCAGUUAUAAAACAACUCGGCUCACUCUUUGAUGUAGAUCCGGAAACGGUGCUAAAGAUUUCCGCAAAAUUAGGAACUGGCUGUGAUGAGGUGUUGAAAGCCAUCAUCGAAAGAAUACCAGCUCCUCAGUCUAAUCCAGAAAGCCCACUGAAGGCCUUAAUCUUUGAUAGUUGGUAUAAUAAAUAUCAAGGUGCCGUCUCUCUUCUUUCAAUCAAAGAUGGAUCUCUAAAGAAAGGUGAUACUGUAGUAACGGCUCAUUCUGGAAAACCAUACAUUGUUAAAUCAGUUGGAAUCUUGCGACCUCAUGAAGAAGAAGUUGAAACAUUAUCUGGAGGUCAUGUUGGAUACAUGAUGUGCAACAUGCGCUCAACUGCUGAGGCUAAAAUUGGCGAUACAGUAUAUUUAAAAAGUGCGCCUGUGGAACCGCUACCAGGUUUUAGACCACCUCGCCCUAUUGUUUUUGCAGGCGUUUACCCUAUGGAUCAAUCAGAACAUAUAGCAAUGAAAAAAGCGCUCGAGAAAUUAGCUUUGAACGAUCCUGCUGUAACUGUUAUUCCCGAUACCAGCGCUGCCUUAGGUGCUGGAUGGAGACUUGGCUUUUUAGGUUUACUUCACUUGGAAGUUUUUUCACAACGCCUGGAGCAAGAAUAUGACGCAACAAGUAUAAUGACUGCUCCAGGUGUAACAUAUAAAGUCCGUAUUAAAGGUGAAAAAAUUGUCAGGUUACAUGGUAAAGAACUUUUGGAAAUUUCAAAUCCAGCACAUUGGCCUGAACAGCAGUAUAUUGUAGAGGUUCAAGAGCCGAUGGUCCUUGGCACACUUCUUCUUCCUGAACAAUAUUACAACCAAGUAGCGAAAUUAUGCAUAGAACGAAGAGGAGUUGAACAGGAAUCGUCAAUGAUUGACAAGACUCAAAUGAUGUGCAAAUUCAUCCUACCUCUAAAUGAAAUCAUUGUAGAUUUUCAUGAUGCCAUAAAAUCAGUUUCCUCUGGAUUUGCUAGUUUUGACUAUGAGGACCAUGGUUAUGAAGUAACUGACGUGACAAAGGUAGAUAUUCUUUUAAAUCAAAAGAAAAUCGAGGAACUGAGCAUGAUUGUCCAUGUUUCUAAAGUAAAGGACGAGGCCAAAAGACUUGUUGACAAAUUAGUAGAAAUAGUUCCUCGGCAGCAAUUUCAUAUCGCUGUUCAAGCUGUAGUGGGAGCAAAGGUCUUAUCCCGAGGUGAUAUAAAACCAUACAGGAAAGAUGUCACUGCAAAACUGUAUGGUGGUGAUUUGACGAGGAAAUAUAAGAAAUUGAGGCAGCAAGCUGAGGGCAAGAAGAAAUUAAAGAUGGUAGGAAAUAUUCAGUUGCAUCGCGAAACCUUCAUCGAAGUUUUGAAACGAUGAGUCCAAAGCACUUCUACUACUGUUUUUAUUUAGAUAUUUUGGUAAGCCUUACAUCGCUUAAGCUUCUUAAAGUCUCAAUGCUCUUUCAAAGGGAACUGAAAUUUCUGAAAGGUGCAGUCUUUAUAUCCUGUUAGACUUGGUCCAGGUGCCAAAACAUUGGUUAAAUUUUGAUGAAACUAGUUGGACAGACAAGAUUUAACUCAGCCAAAACUAGUUUGAUGAGAGGACACAUUAGAGUUCAACAAGGGCUUCGACUUUCUGGACCCAGCUCAUUUCAUUACUUCAAAACUGCUACAAAUUCCAUGUUGUUACGUAGCACACCACGUUUUUAAACAAUUUUAGCAUUUAAGACAAGCUGGAAAGCCCGAGACUGUUGAAACUUGAAUCGUUGCUAUGGGACCCAGGACGAUAGCUGUAAUAUAUCAUCUGGACUCUCUGAACCAGGGAUUCGUAAACCCACAGAAUUUGAUGGAAAAAUGGUUUUUGAAUCUCGGACUCAAAAAGCCAACUAAUUGCUUAGGGAAUAAUCAGCUUCUUUUGGUAUCACAUUAAGACCUUUUUUUUUCCUUUUUUAAAAAAAGCCUCUCGGCCUUUUCUCAUUGAUGGCAACAGUAGAUGUAGGCAAAUGGAGUGCAGAGAGAGAUCUUGAAUAGUUUUUUCUCUUAAAAAUCCAUCAAACAUCUUUCUAUUCAAAUGCAAAAUAAAAUGAACCAAUUAGAAAAUGGAAUAACUUAUAACUACUUGAAUCAAAUAAAUUGCUUGAAAUUAAAAUACUUAAACGUGAUAUGUUGCUGGAACAGUCUAUUGCUAGCGAAUAUGGUAUCAUCGUGUCCUGCACGACAGAAUCUUUUGACAUUACUUCUGAGGCAUCUUAGUAAUUUCACGAGAGAGCUUUUAUGGGAAGGAAGUGGUUUUAAUUUUUUACCCCCGUCCUAGCAUAAGGAAUCUUUCAGGGGACAUCCACCUCACUGAGUUCUGAUGCAGAGUUAAACUGUGUUAAAACAAGGUUCUCUCUCAUACUGAUUGGAUCACUUUGUUAAUUAUCUGUUUAUGUUGUUUGUUUAAUAAACAGAUUCGUUACCUCUCACAA
Bemisia tabaci is the source of this 3195-nucleotide messenger RNA. RefSeq names its product Translation factor waclaw (gene waw). Lineage: Eukaryota; Metazoa; Arthropoda; Insecta; Hemiptera; Aleyrodidae. Gene Ontology annotation, biological process: positive regulation of translation. Gene Ontology annotation, molecular function: mitochondrial ribosome binding; GTP binding; GTPase activity. Gene Ontology annotation, cellular component: mitochondrion. The record is from RefSeq and is a predicted model, not a curated record.